Molecule: messenger RNA, 9951 nt
Organism: Mercenaria mercenaria
Lineage: Eukaryota; Metazoa; Mollusca; Bivalvia; Venerida; Veneridae
Product: monocarboxylate transporter 14-like
Exons: 8
Coding region: 278-1738 (486 amino acids)
Biological process (GO): monocarboxylic acid transport; transmembrane transport
Molecular function (GO): monocarboxylic acid transmembrane transporter activity
Source: RefSeq, a predicted model, not a curated record
GCAAGGAUCGCAGGGAUAGCUGAAAGGAAAAUUGAAAAAAAUACUGGCAGAUUUGCAGAAUUUAGCCAAAAGUCAACCACGAAAGCCACAAGACACUUCAAGAUUUUGGGUCAAGUUGAAGGACUUUUUGAGGAUAAUUCAGUCUCUACAGACAGUGGAUCAUGUAAUUCAUCAGUGCUGUUUACAUACAUUAAGCAGUCUCCUUAAGUAUGUAGAAGAAGUUUUCAUGGAUUUCACCUUGGGAAGGUAUACGAGAUAUUAAGACGUAGCAAUUAAUAUGUCGGAGAGGAUGAAAGGAAUGUUUAGCUCGGUGGAGGGUGGACUCUGGGGUUGUGUUGUGGUUGCAGCUGCCUUCUGCAUACAGUUUUUAACCUUCGGUACCACUCAGUCAAUUGGUGUGUACAACAUAGAAUUUCUGCGACACUUUGAUACAACAGCGGCUAAAGUGUCACUGGUUGGAUCUAUUAACCUUGGCGUUGUGUUAGGAACAGGACCAUUGGCGAGUGUUCUCAUGACAAGAUGGAGCCACAGACAAGUGGCCUUGCUAGGAGCUGUACUCUGUAACAUUGGGCUUAUCUUUAUGCCCUUUGCUCCAAACUUAGAAUACAUGUACGCCUUCUACGGAGUGUUAUCAGGUCUGGGCUACUGUUUGGUUUAUGUACCAUCUCAUGUACUUAGUGGUCUGUAUUUCCUCAAACACAGAAGUCUGUCUACUGGAAUAGCAACUGCGGGGUCAGGAAUGGGGGCUGCUGUGUUCCCAAUCAUCAUGUUCAAUAUCAUAGAUUAUUAUGGGUGGCGAGGAUCUCUGUUUAUUGUGUCGGGGUUAAAUCUUCACUUGUUAAUAUUUGCCGCCUUGUUGCGUCCAGUGCCGAAAAAAUUGUCAACGUCUUUUGCCGCAGCAGAGGAGCUACAAAAUUUAAAUGAUAAAAAAAAAAGACGUAGUUCACAUGUGAAUGGUUGUGAGACAGAAGUUGAUUCCCCUAAUGGUAAUAGCAAUAUUCCAAAACAGGAUAGUUUAGACACGGAUACAGAUAGAGAGCCAGGAGCUAACUCCGUAAUGCUUCCAUCAGAUAAAAAAUUAAGUAUGUUGGCACGGUUACGGAAACAUUUUGUAGCAGUUUUCACAAUGGAUUUUAUAAUUUACUGGUUUAGUAAUAUAUGCUGGAAUGCAGGAGGUGCCAUUGUUCUGAUAUUUUUUCCAGAAUACGCAUAUUCUGCCGGAUUAAGUAAAGAAAAUGCUUCUAUAGCAUAUACGAUGGCAGGAGCAGGGUCGUGUAUAGGUUGUGUACUGGGUGGAUUGUUAGGAAAUAUCAAAUACAUAAACCGAGUAGGACUUUAUAUAGCAGGAAAUUUUGGGGCGGGUAUUGUUACAUUACUGUUAACCUUGAAGGUUCUUCACACAUUUGUUGGAUUGUUUAUGAUUUCAUUGGUAUUUGGACUGAUGUUUGGGAUCAUACUUGGACUUCUAGUCGUUGUGACCUCAGACUUACUGGGUACUGAAGCACUAGGUGAUGGCUUUGGUUACCUCAUGUUUGCCAAUGGAAUUGGUGUGUUUAGUGGACCACCUCUUGCAGGUUUACUCAUUGACACAUACGGUAACAAGGAUCUAGCCAUGUACCUGUCUGGUAUUUUGACUUGCAUUGGUGGACUGACAAUGUGUGGUAUAUAUAUCAGAAAAAAACUGUGUGGAGAUAGUAGGUUAAUAGGGAAAGACGUUUCAAUCAGUGUAGACUUGUAGAACAGUUAUAAACAAGACUGCAGGCUAAGAUGGAAAGAGGUUAUAAAACAAGACUGUAGUGAUUUGCAGUGUGUGGAGUUAUACUAGAACAUGCUUUAGGUCAUUGUGGACCAACUAGUAAAGAUAUUUUAUCUUUGUUAAUAAGAGUUUACAGUCAUAAUACAGUAAUAUUCAUCUUCAUUCUGGAUUAAAUGCUCAUUGUAUUGGGUAAAUUGUAUCUUGUUACCAAAUAAGGUGGGUAUCUAGUCAAACAUUCUCAUUCUUAACCCUUAUCAUGCUGGACAUGACUGAUUUUGCCUUUGCGACCAGUGCAGGUCACGAUCAGCCUGCACAUUUGUGCAGUCUGAUCAUGACCUGCACUGUUUGCCAUUCAGUCAGUAUCUUUUUGAUAGCUAUGCACCAGACUUGGUUAGAAAAAUCAAUAAAGAUUACAUGAACCUUUCUCAAGCAGUUAAUCAAAGACUAUCGUAUUCCUUUUGUUUUACUUGUAUAGGAAAUGUGUUACUUAUAUUGAGUUUCUUUGAAUAUGUUUUGUCAGUUAUUAUAUUUACAUUUACUGUAUUUACAUAAACAUGUUUUAGCCCAUUUUUUAGCUGUAAGCUUAGGACCAGGGCAUGCUCAUGAUAUCAGAUCUGUUUUCUGUUAUAAUCUGUAUAAGGAAUGAAUUGCAGUUUUGCAGUUUUCAGGUAUGAAAUACAUUGCUGAGGGGGGCCUCCAUGGCUAAGUGGUUACGGUUGCUGAAUUUGAAUCACUUGGCCCUUGACAAUAUGGGUUCGAGCCUCACUCAGGGUGUUGAAUCUUCAUGUGAAGAAGCCAGCGGGCUCUUAUGGAAGGUUGGUGGUUCUACUCAGCUGCUCGCCCAUGAUGAAAUAAUGCAUAGAGGGGCACCUGGGGUCUACCACCAUCAAAGCUGGAAAGUUGCCAUAUGACCUGUAAUUGUGUCACCCAACAAAAACAAACAAAAACUUGCAUUUACACAAGUGGAAAAUGAAAACGGUUUUAGACACAGUGUCAUAUUUUUUUUUGACACAUAGACAAUUAGGAUAUAUUAGUAUAUGUUGUUUUUUUUUACCCUUACUGCACAGCUUUAGGUGUUUUUGUCAGCUUAUUAAUUGAGAAAAAACAACUUUUAACAAUCUGAUAAUAAAAUGAAGUAUCAUUGAAGAUACUGGUACAAUAGUUUUGCUUGUAGCAAAAUGUCAUGUUUAUGACCAUGAUGUUGUAAUAUAUAAGUUGUAGGAUCAGUAAAGACAGGGCUUGAGCUAGGGAGCGACUUGAGCGAAAUAGUCGCUUUGUAGCUCCCCACUUCGCUCUAAUCUAACAUCAAAGCGAAAUUCAAGUCGCCUGAUUUUUUUAUCCACACUCCUCCAGUUAUCCGAUAUCGGCCUGUUGACACGACUGGAAUACACGAUAGCAUAAUUUAAGCUCCGCCUACUUCAGAUUACCGAGAAGUGCGAAGGGGACACUUGUUUUGUAAACUGACUAUUGAUAAACAAAGCAGUAGGGAUUUAUAUCACAUAAGCUUACACAUUCUUUUUUGACCAUUAGAAAGUAUCUUACCAUGUUUGGCUCCAGUAAUUUCCUGAAAUCCACUUAAUUUUACUCGUAUUUUUCAAAACCCAAACUUUAGAAACGUAAUAUUAUCACUGACACUUUCUGUGACUAAAAUAACCUAACUGAAAUUUACGCAAAUUUUUGACACCUGCCAUCAGAAACUGAGUUAAACCUGUUUGACAACUGUUUCUUUAAUGUGUGCCGACACCAGGUAUCAAAGAGACACCAGCAGAUCAAAGAAGAUGUGUAUUCCGUGUGAUGUCAUAGUGAUGUCACUGCUAUUGACAUGUAUUUAAUUCAAGUACUUGUUAUUUAAAGUGACUGACUUUGAGUGCAUUAGCACUGGGAGCUUGAUUUAUAUUUUUUUUUGCUGAUAUGGAAUUAACUUUUUUAAUUGUAUUCAUAUUUAAAGGUUUUUUUUGGUUUGGACAAUCAUUGCAAGAGUGAAAAAAAUCUUGAAUUUGCAGUUUAAUCUCAUUAGAUUCACAAGGUUAAAAAUGAUAAGAAAACAGAAUCACUGACAUUUUCAGUGAAUUUGUUAUUUACUUUAAAUUAAUAGACUUUGUAAACAAAGACAGGGAAUGAUAAAAAUAGUAACGUUAUAUAAAGCAUAUUUAGUUCCUAGGCCUUUUUCAGCUUGCAUGUCAUGGUGCUAAAAUCUUUCCACGUUUUCCCUAAAAUCUCGCCACUUCUCCCUAAAAUCUCUCCAUUUCUCCCUAAUCUUACCUGAGGGAGAAGUGACUUCUCCCUAAAAUCUUAGCCUUGCUUAAGCCCUGAAAGAUGUAAUUAUAUUGAUCUGUGGUACCUAGGGCGAAAUAUUAUGACAUACCUGUUUGUGAUUGUAAUUCACAAAAAGUGACAUUGGUGUAUAAUGCACAUAGUUUCAUUUCGGAAAGUACUUAUAGCUGUAAAUAUAAUCUAUUGAAUAACCAAAUACCAACGGCUUAAUAUAUAGGGACUUGACAUUUAGUCUGCAGUGCCAUUGAACCAAAUAUUUGUCAGAUUCAGUGACAUCAAAACAGCUCUCCAGAUUGAAAUCAGUCAUUUCUUCAUUCAAAAUAUUUGGAUAAUUUACUCAGUUCCAAAUGAUAACACUUCUAUCACAACAGAAUCUGUAAAAUAUCUUGAAUAGCGUUAGGAUGAAAUUAAGUUUCAACAAAGCUUUCAAGUAUCUUUCACUUUAAACAAAACUUUGAAGGGGUAUUCCCUAAGAUAGGGGACAUUUUAAAAUUUUAGACUUAAAAAAUUCUCUCAUAAACACAUGAAGACAAAAUAAAUUGUUGAAGCGUCGAAUUAAAAUGGAGUUUGCCUUGUAAUUCUCCCGUUCUCAUAAACACAAAGUAAUUUAGUGAAUUUUAGGCAGCAUUUAUUUAUAAUUCCCUUGUGUAAAUCGUGUAGAAAACUGGUCUACUGUUAGGCACAGAGUAAAAACUUGAUGUAAAUAAUAGAAAAGAAUUUGUAUGUGCUUUGUUUCACACUCAUAUUCUUGCUUAUCUAGCUGGGAAAAUGUUGAACUGUCCAAUGAUGUAUUAAGGAAACCUAUUAGUGAUGUUGUUACGAUAGUAGUCAUAUUAUGAUGUUGUAAAUAUAUACUUUAUGCCGGGCAUUACCCAUAUUGACAUACAAUGUAUUUAUAAUGACCUAUGCAUUUUUGGAAUGGAAUUCAAAGGGCCAUAACCUGAACAUAAAAUGUAGAUGUGACCCAUUUUAUUGGACCAUUUCAUUAAAAAUAAAAUGCUGUAGCUAUUAUUUAUGAGCGAUUUUUAGUCUGAGAAAUGUCUGCUGAAGAAAAAGGUUGUAUCCAUCACACAGUAACAUUAUAAGAGUGCAUGCUAGUAUAAUGUGCUGUUGGAUACAAGCAUUAUAAAGUAAAUAGGUCAUAAAUAGCAGAUACGACCUAUUAUAGAUGGUUGUGUAACUGCUUAAAUAACUUCAGCUUGAUAAAUAUAUGACAAUCAGUGUUAACAGUUUUUAUGCCCCCACUUUGGGGGGGGGGAGGAGCAUAUAGAUUUGCCCUUGUCCGUCUGUCCUUCCGAGAAUGUUGUGUCGCGCCUAGCUCCAAAAGUAUUUGACGUAGAGUCACAAAACUUUACAGGAAUGUUGGUCAGCAUGUGUAGUUGUGCACCUGUGGUUUCGCGUCCGGAUUCAUCCAGUCAUGUAGGAGUUAUGGCCCCUGACUUAGUAAAAAAUUGGUCAUUUUAAUGUUGUGUCGCGCAUAGCUCCAAAAGUAUUUGACCUAGAGUCACAAAAGUUUACAGGAAUGUUGGUCAGCAUGUGCAGUUGUGCACCUGGGGUUUCGCGUCCGGAUUCAUUCAGUCUUGUAGGAGUUAUAGUCCCUGACUUAGUUAAAAAUUGGUCAUUUUAAUGUUGUGUCGUGCGUAGCUCCAGAAGUAUUUGACCUAGAGUCACCAAAGUUUACAGGAAUGUUGGUCAGCAUGUGCAGUUGUGCACCUGGGGUUUCGCGUCCGGAUUCAUUCAGGCAUGUAGCAGUUAUGGCCCCUGACUUAGUUAAAAAUUGGUCAUUUUAAUGUUGUGUUGUGCGUAGCUCCAAAAGUAUUUGACCUAGAGUCACCAAAGUUUACAGGAAUGUUGGUCAGCAUGUGCAGUUGUGCACCUGGGGUUUCGCGUCCGGAUUCAUUCAGGCAUGUAGCAGUUAUGGCCCCUGACUUAGUUAAAAAUUGGUCAUUUUAAUGUUGUGUUGUGCGUAGCUCCAAAAGUAUUUGACCUAGAGUCACCAAAGUUUACAGGAAUGUUGGUCAGCAUGUGCAGUUGUGCACCUGGGAUUUCGCGUCCAGAUUCAUUCAGUAUUGUAGGAGUUAUGGCCCCUGACCUGGGAAAAAAUUAUCAUUUUAAUUUCAUGUAGUGGGGGCAUCUGUGUCCCAUGGACACAUUUCUAGUUAAAAGUUUGAUCUGUGAAGUUUCAGUAUCCUAGGAACAGUUUUGGUUGAAUCUUUUUUCAAAAGUACUGAUUUCUCUACACUUUUUAGCUCACCUGAGCCAAAGGCUCAAGGUGAGCUUUUGUGACUGCUCAAUGUCUGUCGUACGUCAUCCAUCGUGAGUUGUGUGUCAACAAUUUCUAAAAAAAACCUUUUUCAAAACCACUGGGCAGAUUUACACCAAACUUCACAGGAAUGAUCCUUGGGUGGCCCCCUUUCAAAAAUUGCCAAAGAAUUGAAAUCCAUGGUGAGCUUUUGUGACCGCUCAAUGUCUGCCGUGUGUCGUCCGUCAACAUUUUCUAAAAAAAUCUUCUUGAAAACCACUGGGCAGAAUUACACCAAACUUCACAGGAAUGAUACUUGGGUGGCCCCCUUUCAAAAAUUUUCAAAGAAUUGAAUUCCAUGCAAAAUUCUGGUUGCCAUGGCAACCAAAAGGAAAAAACUUUAAAAAUCUUCUUGUCCAAAACCGCAAGGCAUAGAGCCUUGAUAUUUGGCAUGUGACAUCAUCUUAUGGUCCUCUAUAAAGAUUGUUCAAAUUAUGCCUCUGGGAUGAAAAGAGGCCCCGCCCCGGGGGGUCCUCAGUUUUACAUAGACUUGUAUAGGAAAAAACUUUGAAAAUCUUCUUGUCUGAAACUGCAAGAACUAGGCCUUUGAUAUUUGGUAUGUUGCCUUUCCUUGUGUUCCUCUACCAAAUUUAUUCAAAUUAUAUCACUGGGGUGAAAAGAGGCCCUGCCCUGGGGGUACCAAGUUUAACAUAGACUUAUGUAGGAAAAAAGAUCUUCUUGUCUGAAAGUUCAAGGCCUAGGCCUUUGAUAUUUGGUAUGUAGCAUUGCCUAGUGGAUCUCUAACAAGUUAGUUCAAAUUAUGCCCCUUGGGUGAAAAGAGGCCCCACCCUGGGGGGUACUUUUUAUAUGAGUUAUAUAGGAAAAAAUACUUCAAUAAUUAUUCUAGACUGUUUAAUUACAAUAACCUUAUGACCCCAAGCGAUUAGGGAUCACUUGACUGUGACCUUGACCUACUUUCUUGUUUUUUAAGAUACAGCCUUGAAAUUUGGAUGACAUGUACAGUUUUGCACACCGAUCUUAAAACUGAGAUUCAGUUACCAUGAAUGUGAAAUACUGACCUACUUUCUUAAUAUGGUUUGCCAUUUGAAACAUGUGGCUCAUAUUACUCAGGUGAGCGAUCCAGGGUCAUCAUGACCCUCUUGUUAAGAUACAGCCUUGAAAUUUUGAUGACAUACAGUUUUGCACACCGAUCUUUAAACUGACUUUCAGUGACCAUGAAUGUGACCUACUGACCUACUUUCUUAAUAUUUUAGCAUCAGUUUGACAUUUGAAACAUGUUCACACAACUGGGAAAAGAUUUCAAUGCUAACUUAUAUUUGACUUUCUUACCUGAUCUCUUACACUUGUCCAUGUAGCUCAAAUUACUCAGGGGAGUGAUCCAGGGUCAUCAUGACCCUCUUGUUUGUUUCUGCAGGCUGUCUAGCGUCCCUAAAAUUCCUACUUUUUCCUAUUUUUUUUCAAUUUGGCUAAAAUUCCUAUUUUUUUAAAAAAUCAAAGGAAAUUCCUAAAAAGGCCCUGUUUUUUCACAAAGAUUCCUAAUUUUUUAACUUUUUUGCAAUGAUCAAAAAGAGAAAAUGUUUUAAAUGUUGUUUAAAAGUUCUAAUUCAGAAAAAAACAGUUUAGCACAGUUCAAAGCAGUUUACCAGUGGAUCCAUGUGUUCAGCUUGUUAUUGGUUGUGACUAGAUGACAGAGAUAGGAUUUCUGAAGGUAAAUUGUGAUACUUGAAAGAUCUAUGAGGGAUAUUUAGUGCUCCUUCACUGGAAGUGUAGCAUACACAUAGUGCAGAAGUAAUACCUAGUUAAUAGGUGUAUAUAGGUGUAGACAUAAUAAAAAAUCAGGUCAAAUUCUGAUUAUUUACUUGGCCUGUUCUUCAUAAUUAUGUAAUAUGUGAUCACAGUUCAGAUUUAUUCUAUAUACAUGUAUGUAUUGUUUGCAAGCUAUACAAGUUUCUAGUCAAAUAUGUAACUGAUGCCCAUCAACAUUUUUAUUAGACUAUUAGAUGUAUAUUUUUCCCACUGCAAUUUUUUGAGCUGUCAAUGCUUCAAAUUAACAAAUUGUUUAUUGUGGAAUGUGAUAGCUGAAAAGGGUGAAGAGGAGACGAUUCUUGAGAUUUUUCUCACAAUCAUGCACUGAUGUCAACAAAUGUAUGGCUUGGAAACAGUUUUUGUGAAUUUGCUAAUUUAAUGACCUGUGCUGGUUUAAUUUGUAUUUUCUAAGUAUAUCAAGUACCUGAUGUCCAUGCUGAAUGUUGUAAAACUAUGUAUUUGUUGGUAAUAAGUGUGUUAUAAUUUCUGUACAAAUUAAUCAUAGUUAUGAGUUUGUUGAACACUUGUCUUAGUUCACUCUCAUUUUGUGUACUCUGAUACGUACUAUUGCUGGCAAUACACUGUACUCCAGUUGACAGCAUUUCUUACUUUUUGGCAUUGUUUCAUUGUUUAAAAAAUUAAAGAAUAAAAAAAUAUGGUGUGGAUUGUGAUGGCUAUAAGGGGAGAAGAGGAGGCCAUAAUUAAACUCUUUACAGUCAGACGUAGUAAGUGUAUAGCUAGUGGCACUCUGCUCUUUUUAAUGUGUACUUUUAGUCAAAGUAGUUAAUUCUCAUUUCUGUUUAUUUCCAGGAUACAGCCAACAAUAGCUGAAAACAGUGGAAAGCUGGUAGACGUCUUUUCUGUAAAUAAAGCACUAUUUGUGAGUUACUUUUAUGUCAAUCACAUAAAGGUAAGCACAUUACAUGGUCUUUAAAGUCCAUAUUUUAAUUUGAAAAUUCCUAAAUUUAGCCCUAAAAUUUCCUUAAAAUUGUACCAAAUUCCUAAUUUUAGCCCUAUUUUUUUGUACAAAUUGCCCUAAAAUUAGCCCUAAUUUUUUGUCAGGGUAUGCUAGACAGCCUGUUGUGAGGCCAAUAUUUAUCGAUUCAUCAUCAUGACUUUUAACACAAUAGGCAAGAAAAAUGACACUGUUUAUCCAACUUUUGGGACGGCAUAGAUGAGAAAUCAGGCUAAUGCCCGGCUUCACAUUCCCCAUUGUCCCUUCAGAUAUUGAAAACACUGUCUCGCAUAGGAAGACAAGUAAGAUAAUUAAAAUAUCAGCUUUCAUGACUUAAAUAUUUUAUGAACAUUGUAGCAUGUUUCAAGUUAUGAAAUAGUCUGUAUCAUUCUGGACUCUGGAGGUAUAUUCCUUUAAAUAUAUAUUGUGAUAUUUUUGAAUUAUCAACACAGUUUUUCUUUUUUGUAUUUGUUUAUAUGACCCAUGACAUGACAGUUCGUAUAUAAUAAAUAAAAGUUCCUUGACACAUAUACUUAAUAAUUUUUGAAGACUUUAUGGCCAGGAGGUUCAAUUUUUUUCAUUGCAUUCUGUUUUAUACUAUGAAGUUUUUCCUCAUGAAAUUGUGAUUUUAACCAUUUUAGGACUUAAAUAAGACUUGAUAUGCAUUUAUGUAUAGAAGUAUGUUAUUGAUAAUAAGCCAAUUGAUUACAGGUGCCAUUAAAUCUGUAUACAGUAUGUUUAUUUACUAAUAAGAGAUCUCAUUAGACAGAUAUAUUUCCAUGAUGGAGAAUUUUUUUUGUUAUUGAUAUUGCUGUUAUGUUUUGUGAAAUCCUCAUAAUAAAGUAUGUACAAUUAUGUUUGUGUCAGUUUUUUCUCUGCAUUAAAGACAAUGAAAGA